AUGCCACAUUCUGUCAACCUCUUCUCGACUGACACCCUCAUCUCGAAAACCUUCCCUUUGGACUUCUUCUCUACCAACGUAUGGCCUACGGAGCCAUACGCAGCAAACGGCUUCAUCGCCAGCGUCAGCAACGUCAGCAACACCAGCGGGUUAGAAGUCCUUCGCUGCACCUAUAAGGAAGACUUUAAACGUAUUUUACUCCCCGCUGUGUACACUUUUGUCUUCUUGCUCGGACUUCCUCUCAAUGCUGCUGUCAUACUAAAGAUAUGGAGGACUCGGCCCAAUCUGUCCAAAAACAACAUAUAUAUGCUCAACUUGGCCAUUGCCGACUUCCUAUAUGUGAUGUCCCUUCCCUUGCUCAUCUACAACUACGGCAGUCAUGACUACUGGCCCUUUGGGGAGUUUGCCUGUAAAUUGGUCAGGUUUCAGUUCUACAGUAAUCUGCAUGGCAGCAUCCUCUUCCUCACCUGCAUCAGUGUGCAGCGCUAUGUGGGCAUUUGCCAUCCUAUGGCGAUGUGGCACAAGCAAGGUGGUCGCAGGUCGGCGUGGUAUAUCUGUGGAGGGGUGUGGCUGGUCGUCGUCGCCCUGUGCGCGCCAACGUUUCACUUUGCUGCGACAGGAAUCCAGCGAAACAACACGGUGUGUUAUGAUUUAAGUACGCCAAAGAAUUCAGUGGAUUAUUAUCCUUACGGCAUAGCGCUGACCUGCCUCGGCUUCUUGUUGCCUUUCAUGGGGGUGAUGGUGUGCUACUGUCGGAUGGCCCAGAUCCUCUGCCGCCCAUUCUCCUACCAGGGUGUCUCCAUGGCGACUGGGGAGAAACGGGACAAGGCGGUAAGGAUGAUUAUUGUGGUGGCGGUGGUGUUCUGCAUAAGCUUCCUGCCGUUUCACCUCACCAAGACCAUGUACCUGGUGGUGCGUACUCUGCCUGACGCGCCCUGCGAGACCAGAAACUUGUUCUCAAUCAUCUAUAAAAGCACCAGGCCGUUUGCCAGCAUGAACAGCUUUCUGGACCCGAUUCUGUUCUACUUCACCCAGCCACGCUACCGCCAGAGCACCAGAAGGUUUAUGCGCAAAGUCACCACCCUCAGGGAAAAGGGCACCAGUGUGUGAGCCAACAAUAUUCCGCAACAGUGUUUUAUUAAAGCCUUGUUGCUUCGCCACUGGUGGAUCCUAGGAGGCUGCAAAGUGGUACAUGGAUUGGUUGCCGAGUUUCCUCGUGCAUGUUCUAAUGUUAAGUCCUUUAUGCUUUUACCUCGUACUCACUGCAACAAAGAACCAUACCUUCCGAAGAGGGUCUUAAAGAAAUGUAGAGGUACUGGCAUAUCAAGAAGACUUCUGAAAUGCAAAAUGAAGGUUGUAAUCUUGUCAUAUGAAAGGUAAACAUAGACUGAGAAAACUAGGAGGAAAAAUUCCCAAUUGUUUUGGGGAAUUCAGGCAUUUGGGACACUUCUCAUUGAGAUUACAGAAUACAUCUUGUCUUUAUUUCAUUAUUAUUGUGACUGAGGAGUGCUGUACAUGUACUAUACUGUCAGCAGACAAGGGCAUUCACAUCCUGCAUUGUCACUGUUAUCUGUGAAAUGUUUACUUUCAGUCUCCGCUGUGCACUGGGUAGUAAAGGAGAAACUGUUUUUUUGUAAAUAAUUUUGGUUUCACACUUUGUAACGUGACAAAAUAAUGAAGAGUUUCUUCUACUUUAGCAGGCCUCUGCAGUUUAUAUAGAAGUAAAGGUAAAAGAUGUUGAGAUAUGUGUGAUGUGGAGG
Sander lucioperca (pikeperch) is the source of this 1760-nucleotide messenger RNA. Its product is annotated as P2Y purinoceptor 3. Bases 1 to 1110 code for a protein of 369 amino acids. Gene Ontology annotation, biological process: cellular response to pyrimidine ribonucleotide; phospholipase C-activating G protein-coupled receptor signaling pathway. The record is from RefSeq and is a predicted model, not a curated record. Gene Ontology annotation, molecular function: G protein-coupled UDP receptor activity; G protein-coupled ADP receptor activity; G protein-coupled UTP receptor activity. Gene Ontology annotation, cellular component: plasma membrane. The transcript is spliced from 2 exons. Lineage: Eukaryota; Metazoa; Chordata; Actinopteri; Perciformes; Percidae.